CGUCUCCGACCGUCAUUGCUCUGCUCUGCUCUUUAGUGAAGUGUCUGGUAAGCUAACGGUGACAUCGUAUAAUUUGCAUUUCGGUCGCCAAAAAGACCAUUUUCCUGAAUAAAUUGGCAUUUAGAGGUUCGAAUAAUUGCAAAGCUAUUGUGCGGUUUUAGCGAAACGAACCAAGAUACCGAUUUGCCACUGUUCCGACGGAGAAAAACAACAUUCCCAAUUUGGCCAGUUGGAAAACAAGCAUCCGAAAAUUCCCUACGCAAGUACUCUCGAAGCGUCCUUUGGCGACUGAGCUGAUUGUGAUCCUUGCGGGCAAAAUUGCUUGGCUUUGAGACGGCUUCAGGUGCAGGAACAAUGCGAGUCACCGUAACGACACCGGCGGAUUACACCUUUCCGCUGGAGGUUUCCGACGACAUGGAACUGGAGAACUUCAAGGCGCUGUGCGAAAUUGAGAGUGGCUUUCCGGCCUCGGAGAUCGUCAUUUCCUUCAACGGACAACCCCUGCUAGACGACAAGAAGACGCUGACCCAGUUGGGCAUCAAGGAUGGGGACGUGGUGAUGCUGCAGCACAUCAUGCAAGCUGCCCAGCAGGCUUCCCAGGCGGCCCGUGUCAGACAACCAACGGCAGAACCAUCUCGAUUGGCUAGUUUGGACUUCAGUUCGAUUCAAAUUCCAUCGGCAGUUGCUACCAACAGUACCAGCACCAGCAGUGGCAGUGGAAAUUCCGGGCUUUUGAACAAUAAUCGGCCCUCGCCUACGGUUGCCCCGGAAGAUGACCCAGCCGUGGUGCGGGAAAUGUUCCUUUCCAAUCCAGAUCAGCUGGCGUUACUUAAGCAGAACAAUCCCCGCUUGGCGGAAGCUUUGCUCUCAGGAAAUCUGGAAACCUUUGCAACGGUUUUGCGGAAGCAAAUUCAGGAACGCAUGGAGAAGCAACAACAGCGGUUGAGAAUCCUACAAGCGAGCCCAUUCGACGCGGAAGCUCAACGUUUGAUUGCCGAGGAGAUAAAGCAGAAGAACAUCGAAGCUAACAUGGAAGCGGCGAUGGAGUACAACCCGGAAACGUUCGGUACGGUUGUAAUGCUGUACAUCAACUGCCGCGUCAAUGGACAUCCGGUGAAGGCAUUCAUUGACUCGGGAGCCCAGGCCACUAUUAUGAGCGCUGCUGCAGCCGAACGGUGUAACAUUAUGCGCCUGGUGGACACCAGAUGGGCCGGUAUUGCCAAAGGUGUCGGCGUGCAGAAAAUCAUCGGCCGUAUUCACAUGGUGCAGAUUCAGAUUGAGAAUGAUUUUCUUACCUCAAGUUUCUCGGUGCUGGAGGAACAACCAAUGGACAUGCUUUUGGGACUGGACAUGCUGAAAAGACAUCAGUGCAACAUCGAUCUCAAACAUAACAUUCUGAAAAUUGGAACGACCGGCACCGAGACACGAUUUUUAGCGGAGGGAGAACUGCCAGAGUGCGCCCGAUUGACCGGAAGCCCCGAAGAGGAACAGAAAGCUCUAGCGGAAUCGGCACGAAUCGCCGAGGAGAUGGCACUGAAAGAGGCGGUCGUCAAGAGCCAACAGGAUCAAGAAAACUCCAAUGAAGUGAACCAACCAACCGGAAGCAUUUCGCAGCUGAAGCGGCGACGAUCCCCCUCGACCAGCGGUACCAGCAGUGGAAACAACAACACCGGCAGUGGAAACAGCAGCAACAACUCACCGACUUCCUCAGGUCCAGCACAGCAGCCACCUCAGCAACCGACGGAAGACGUCCCACUGGUGCUGCUGCCCACGGAUCGAUUCACCGAGAUGGAUGUGGUCGAGCUGGAAUCGAUGGGCUUCAGUCGGCAGAUGGUCAUUAGCGAACUGAGAGCGGCCGACGGAGACAAAACCAAGGCCACUUCCGGACUGUUUGCUAAGCUAGGUUGAGGGAGGAUCAGAUUGUGUUCUGUAUCAAGAUAGACAAGCUUUUUCGGUUUCUAUCUUUAGCAACGGACGAUCUGGCACGACAUCCAUUCACAUGAACGCUUUAUCGGAUGUGGGGGAUGUCAGUCGUACUAUUAGUUUUUCGUUUCUUUAGAGAAGUGCAUUUCUUUAUUUCUAUCUUUCUUAAACUAAACGAACAUCAUAGAUCACGUAGUUCUAUCUCACAGAAGAUUUCUUGUUUUGCCUACGAUUUUUUUUUUUGGAAAAGGGAUAUCCUCCCUUUCGAACAAAUUAGUUUAUUCGUAAGAGACAACUGAUAGUGACUAAAAGUAAAGAUUAAAACUUCUAAAACAGAUUAUUUACAAUGAAUGUGGCUGAAGGGGGGACAUUAUUGCACUGACAUCAUGAGGGUGACCUAACGAAUAAAUACAUUACAUUUAAA
Messenger RNA from Aedes aegypti (yellow fever mosquito), 2347 nucleotides. It is a transcript of the gene rngo, whose product is annotated as protein DDI1 homolog 2. Gene Ontology annotation, biological process: proteolysis. The transcript is spliced from 6 exons. NCBI's taxonomy places the organism in Eukaryota, Metazoa, Arthropoda, Insecta, Diptera, Culicidae. Bases 355 to 1908 code for a protein of 517 amino acids. Gene Ontology annotation, molecular function: aspartic-type endopeptidase activity; protein binding. The record is from RefSeq and is a predicted model, not a curated record.